AUGGCUCAAAACCAGGCGGACGAGCUCUUGCGACGGCCGUUAUAUGUUUACGAUCUUCCGCCGGAAAGUCUGGUGGGCUUGACGCUGAAGCCGGACGCAGACGCCAUCGCCAUCGCCGAAACUGCAACCACAACACCCUCCAACCAGACCUCAGACGCGUCUUCCGAUAGCUUUGUCGGCUCUCAAGCGUGCUCUCUCUGCAAGCUCUCCUUUCCUACCGUGAUAGACCAACGAAGUCAUAUCAAGUCCGAUUUUCACAACUACAACCUUAAACAGAAGCUGCGGGGGCAGAGCCUGGUCUCGGAAGCCGAGUUUGAAAAGCUGAUAGAAACUUUGGACGAGUCACUAUCUGGAUCUGACUCGGACGACUCGGAAGAAGAUGAGGAUGAAGGGCGCCAGGAGUCUACGCUGACGGCGCUGCUCAAGAAACAAGCAAGGCUGACGGAGAAGCGAAAUGGCGGCAAAGACAGCAAUGAAGACGGCGACGACGAAAUCGGUGGGCGCCCGGGUAAAGGCAAACCGCCACUGAUAUGGUUCAGCUCGCCUUUGCUUCCGGAGAAUACAUACUUUGGCAUUUACCGAGCUAUAUUUACCGAGAAAGAGCAAACCCAGCCUGAUUUGGUUGAUGUUAUCAGGACGAAGCAGCUCGAGCCUAUAGCUAUGCCAAAACCCGCCAAAGACGGGACACUGCCGCCUAUCGCGUACAAAGGGCCUCACUUCUUUCUCUGCAUGAUUGGAGGCGGUCAUUUUGCGGCCAUGGUCGUCUCCUUGGCGCCGAGAUCAGCAAAAUCCGGCAGCACCACCAUGAAUCGAGAGGCUACAGUUCUCGCCCACAAGACCUUUCAUAGAUAUACGACGCGUCGGAAGCAAGGUGGUUCCCAAUCAGCCAACGACAAUGCCAAGGGAAAAGCACACUCUGUCGGUUCAUCUUUACGUCGUUACAACGAGACUGCCCUGGUAGAGGAUGUUCGCGCUCUUCUUCAAGAUUGGAAAGGACUUUUGGAUACUUCCGAGCUGCUAUUCAUCAGGGCGACAGGAACGACGAAUAGAAGGACUUUGUUUGGGCCAUAUGAGGGACAAGUUCUUCAGGCCAACGAUGCUCGUAUCAGAGGAUUCCCAUUUAGUACCAGGAGAGCCACUCAGAACGAGCUAAUGCGAUCAUUUAUCGAGCUGACUCGACUCAAAGUACGAGAAAUCGUCCCACCCAAACCCGGAUCCGACAAGGCAAACUUGACACAAAGCAAGUCUGUAGCAACCGCUAAGCCAGCAAAACCAACUCUAUCAGAAGAAGAGGAAACGGCAAUCCUUCAUACAUCCCAAUUACAAGCCUUUGUGCGACGGUCCAAGUUACCCGCUCUCCUAUCAUAUCUCACCAAGAAUGAGCUUAGCUCAGACUUUGAAUUCUACCCUCCUGAACAAAACUAUCAUACCCCCCGCCUCCUACAUUACGCUGCUGCACAAAAUUCUGCACCAUUAGUGCUGGGGAUUCUUACACGAGCCGGUGCGAACCCACUGCUUAAGAACAUGGAAGGAAAGACGGCUUUUGAGCUUGCUGGGGAUCGUCCUACGCGCGAUGCCUUUAGAGUAGCACGCUCUGAGCUCGGCGAUGCCAAAUGGGAUUGGGACAUAGGCAAGGUUCCUCCGGCCAUGACCAAGGACGAAGCUGAUCGCCGUGACGAGAGAGAAAAGCAGGAGGCAGACAAGAAGGAGGCAGACAGAAGAAAGGCAGAGGAGGAGAGACUCCGUGCUGAAGGGCCAAAAGUUCCAGACCAGAAGGCAAAAAAAGGGAACAAUGUGGCUUCUAUGAUUGCAAAGACGCCGCAAGAACGCAGGGAGGAGGAGGCGAGAGGACUGACGCCUGAGAUGAAGAUGAGGUUGGAACGAGAAAGAAGAGCGCGAGCGGCAGAAGAGAGGAUCAAGAGAAUGCAAGGAGGUAGCUAA
Molecule: messenger RNA, 1941 nt
Organism: Trichoderma breve
Lineage: Eukaryota; Fungi; Ascomycota; Sordariomycetes; Hypocreales; Hypocreaceae
Exons: 2
Coding region: 1-1941 (646 amino acids)
Source: RefSeq, a predicted model, not a curated record